AAGCUGAGAAUGCUGACUGCUGCUACUCCGGGAGCCCAGUCGGCCAUCAUACUGCCACAACUGAGAGGAGGAGAACACAAGGCCCACACUGCCCUCUACAGGGCCCCAGGAGGUACUGCUGCCCAGGCUGGAGAAGCCCUACAUGGGGAGGACAGGCAGAUGACGGGCCUGGGGUCGUCAGGGAGAUGGGGUGGUCACAGAGUCCAGGGGAAGCGCUCCCAUUCGCCGACUCACAGCAGUGACUCCGCCCACUCUCAACGUAACCUGCAUCCUCACAGAAAAAAGAGCUCUCACCAGAAGAAGUAAGCAGAGAGAUUGGCCCCCCAUACUGACAUAGCCUUUACCUGUCAUUUGCAAGGCCGGAUUAAUGCAGGGAAUUUCCGGGGCUUAAGCCAACCACAGGAGGAUUCAGGAGCCCGCUCUCAAUAAGUGUAGACAGCCUAUUGCUGCCUGCUGCCACUCUGCUAAUCAUCAGAUGGGGGGAGGAGAGGAGGUGUGUGGGGAGGGGAUGGGGGCACGUGGGUAACUGGGGGGCCCUGCCUUGAUUGGGUAACCGAUUCAUAAAAAAUUAAAAAUAAAUGUGACUGGUCAAUUGUGAGUCAAGGGCUGGGCCCAAGUCCAAGAGGUAAUUCCAUUAUUAUGAUAGUUUUUUAUCCAACCACAAUGUUCAAAAUACACCAGAGAGCAUAAUUUAGCCACAAAGCAUAAUUUAGACACAGAGUUAAAAAAUGUUUUACUGUGGAUAACAUUGUAUCACAAGCACAUACAGGUAACUGCCAACAUAAAGGAAAGACCAACAUAAAGUGUCUUUAAAAUGGUGUUUGGCCACCACGAGCUGCCAGAACAGCUCAAUGCACCAAGGCAUAGAUUCUACAAAUGGACCUAUACCAUGCCAGGAAAAUGCAUCCCAUAGACCAUAACCUACAUAACGGCAGGAAGUAGGGGUGCCUAGGGUGCUGCACCCCCCCCCUAAAAAAUAAAUAAAUAAAAAAUAAAUAAAUACAUAAUAUAAAAAAAUAAACUACAAUAAUUCAUUCGGAAAGUAUUCAGACCCCUAGACUUUUUCCACAUUUUGUUACGUUACAGCCUUAUUCUACAAUGGAUUAAAUAAAUGUUUCCCGUCAUAAAUCUACACACAAUAUUCCAUAAUGACAAAGUGAAAACAGUUUUUUUAGAAAUCUUUGCACAUUUAUUAAAAAUUAAAAACAGAAAUACCUUAAGUAUUUGGACCCUUUGCUAUGAGACUUGAAAUUAAGCUCAGGUGCAUCCUGUUUCCAUUGAUCAUCCUUCAGAUGUUUCUACAACUUGAUUGGAGUCCACCUGUGGUAAAUUCAAUUGAUUGGACAUGAUUUGGAAAGGCACACACCUGUCUAUAUAAGGUCCCACAGUUGACAGUGCAUGUCAGAGCAAAAACCAAGCCAUGAGGUCGAAGGAAUUGUCCGUAGAGCUCCGAGACAGGAUUGUGUCGAGACACAGAUCUGGGGAAGGGUACCAAAAAAUGUCUGCAGCAUUGAAGGUUCCCAAGAACACAGUGGCCUCCACCAUUCUUAAAUGGAAGAAGUUUGGAACCAACAAGACUCUUCCUAGAGCGGGCCGCCCAGCCAAACUGAGCAAUUGGGGGAGAAGGGCCUUGGUCAGGGAGGUGACCAAGAACCCCAUGGUCCUCUGUGGAGAUGGGUGAACCUUCCAGAAGGACAACCAUCUCUGCAGCACUCCACCCAUCAGGCCUUUAUGGUAGAGUGGCCAGACAGAAGCCACUCCUCAGUAAAAGGCACAUCACAGCCCGCUUGGAGUUUGCCAAAAGUCACCUAAAGGACUCUCAGACCAUGAGAAACAAGAUUAUCUGGUCUGAUGAAACCAAGAUUGAACUCUUUGUCCUGAAUGCCAAGCGUCACGUCUGGAGGAAACCUGGCACCAUCCCUACGGUGAAGCAUGGUGGUGGCAGCAUCGUGCCAUGGGGAUGUUUUUCAGCGGCAGGGACUGGAAGACUAGUCAGGAUCAAGUUCAGAGAGCUCCUUGAUGAAAACCUGCUCCAGAGUGCUCAGGACCUCAGACUGGAGCGAAGGUUCACCUUCCAACAGGACAAUGACCCUAAGCACACAGCCAGGACAACGCAGUAGUGGCUUCAUCGCUGAAUGUCCUUGAGUGGCCCAGCCAGAGCCCAGACUUGAACCCGAUCAAACAUCUCUGGAGAGACCUGAAAAUAGCUGUGCAGUGACGCUCCCCAUCCAACCUGACAGAGCUUGAGAGGAUCUGCAGAGAAGAAUGGGAGAAACUCCCCAAAUACAGGUGUGCCAAGCCUGUAGCAUCAUACCCAAGACUCGAGGCUGUAAUCGCUGCCAAAGGUGCUUCAACAAAGUACUGAGUAAAGGAUCUGAAUACUUACAGUAUGUAAAUGUGAUAUUUCAGUUUGUUAUUUUUAAUACAUUGGCAAACAUUUCUAAAACACAGUUUUUGCUUUGUCAUUAUGGGGUAUUGUGUGUAGAUUGAUGAGGGGGGAAAACUAUUUAAUCCCUUUUAGAAUAAGGCUGUAACGUAACAAAAAGUGGAAAAAGUUGAGGGGUCUGAAUACUUUCCGAGGGCACUGUAUGUAUAUAUUAAAAUGUAAUUUUUUCACAAAAGCAGUGCACUGGGCCUUUACUGGUCCUGUAUUAUUGGACCUACAUAGCCGUCUGUAGUGCGGGCAAAACAAUUUAUUGCAGCACUCCCACCCCCAACAUUCUUCACAGCACUCCCACCCCCAACAUUCUUCACAGCACUCCCACCACCAACAUUCUUCACAGCACUCCCACCACCAAACAUCUUCCUGCGGUUGGAUAACAUCUUCCUGCGGUUGGAUAACAUCUUCCCUGUGGUUGGAUAACAUCAACUUUGUACCCCUCAUUUAAUCAAGUGUUUCCUUUAUUUUGGCAGUUACCAGUUGCCUACAGUCGGGAGGUCGCAGUUUGGGCAGAAUGCCCGCCAAAUAUACAGCUUGUUGCGUUGCGGCCAUAGACAUAUAAUUCAUAGAAGUGUUUUGAAACCUCUUACCCUGGCAAUUUGAGUGUUACACUCAUGGGUACACUAGCGGUGGCUGCCAGUCCUGACCUGAAUGGGAACUGCCAUCUAUGGAUUAUAUUUCUAUGGUUGGGUGCAGCUGUCUGUUCGCCUUGAGCAAAUGUCAAAAUACAAUCCUGGGAAAAACGUACAGUUUGGAAAGCAAUUGCCUACCGCUGAAAAGAGAAGAUUAAUCUGUCUGUAGAACCAAUAGAAGAAAAUAAAUCUCAGCAACUCCGAAUUAUUUGGGAACAGCAGCACUGUUUUUCAAAGAUAGCUCAUCUUGAGAUAGGCAAUUGCCAUGAUGAGCGCAUCGGCCACCACAGUGAGUAGUAGCCUAUGGCUUCAUCUUCAUCAUUAGGUGAGUCAGUGUGCCACUGGAAAUUGUAUUUAGUAGCCUACUGUAGUCUAUAAUACAUAUAUAUAUUGCCUCCUAAUAUUGUACAUUCUGUGUGUCGCUUCAUUGGCCUGGGCUAUUUAUUGUCUGUUUGAAUUCAAGACCAGAUUGAUCUCAGUGUCAGAGUAGCUCACUUUUUUCAGUCAUUUGUGUGGUAUAACAAAUGUUCAGCUAAUGUCUGCGGUCAUGUAAAUUAUGUAGAAUUGAAUUAAAUGCAUUUUUAAAAGGCUAUUUUUUAGGGGGAAGACCCUGCUAACAAAUGUUCGCCAUGUGUGGAAAUCCUAAAAACGUCUCUGCUCCACAUCGCAAAUGUUAUUAUGGGUUUAUUAUAAAGGGGCUUUUUCUUCAACGCUAAAUUUACCACACACCGAAUUUCAUCUUGGUGCACGAAUUGUUUACUGAAAAUUAAGGUGGCGGUGCUAUAAAAAAAAACUAAAUAAAAGCCCCGGGGCCUAUGACUUCUUUAUCCGGCCCUGGUCAUUACCAUGUGUUGUGUUCUCCACUUCUUUUAUGGCCACUGCUUAGUGUUUCAGUGUUUAGUCUGCUGUCCAGGGCACAGGCCGAUGCACUUCCCUAUCCACUUGUGCUAUCCUGAGAUUUGCUAAUAGCAAUCAAAACAGGUUGAUCACUUUGAGAACUAAACACCCUGUCGGUCUUCUAAUGUGGCACGUCACAAAAAAAAUUAUGCACUUAUUUUGCCCCACUCUCCAAUUUCUUCAUAUAGCGUAACUACUAAAGGUAUCCAGCCAUCUUUCCUCUGUUACCAAUAAUCAACUGAUACUCAUUACCUAUCUACCUCUAGGACUAAAAGGACCCACUCUUCCAAGAAGCACCAUCGUGGGGGUCGGGGACAGGCUCUUCACCGGAGGCUGUCUGCAUCCCCGGGGCGGCACCACCAUGUGUCUGGGUCAGGCAGGAAGAAGAGUGAGUCUCGGGGGCGGGGCGGUGUGGGGGUCCGGCAGCGCAGCAGCUCCUGGAGCUCAGGACGGUCCUCAUCAUGCUCUGCCUCCAGAGAGAGAGGCCCCAGCAAGGCCAAGUCCCUCCACGUCCAUGCCAGACAGAACAAUUCC
Molecule: messenger RNA, 4503 nt
Organism: Coregonus sp. 'balchen'
Lineage: Eukaryota; Metazoa; Chordata; Actinopteri; Salmoniformes; Salmonidae
Source: the annotation of a GenBank genome assembly